Annulohypoxylon maeteangense is the source of this 1782-nucleotide messenger RNA. RefSeq lists its product as uncharacterized. The record is from RefSeq and is a predicted model, not a curated record. The transcript has a single exon. NCBI's taxonomy places the organism in Eukaryota, Fungi, Ascomycota, Sordariomycetes, Xylariales, Hypoxylaceae. The coding region runs from base 99 to 1727 and encodes 542 amino acids. Gene Ontology annotation, molecular function: protein binding.
GCAUAGCUUUAUUGAAGAAGCCAAAGCUGGUUCACGCAGACAUAUGGGACCUCCUUUGGCAGAUUCUCGGCACAGACCAUGCGAAUAAUCCAAACCGCAUGUCUCAUAUUCACACCCUGGCACAAGAUAUAGAAAAGGCUGGCGUGAGUUUGCGUGACGAUCAACAAUUGCUUGCGAUCGAGGCCUCGUUCAUCACCGGUCCCAAGGAAAACGCGAUUACGGCGCAUAAAAAAUUGGUUACUACUCUCGGGACCAACCCAGAGACCUUCGUGGAAUUCUGGCAACUUGGCCUUAGGAUGUACUGUUUAACGGGUGACAUAGUACGAGCUGAGCGAGUUGCUAACACUCUCCUCGAAUCCCCUCACGAAAAGGAUGCUCGGUUUCUAAUGUCAUUUAUUCGGACGUGCGCCGGCAGCCCCGCAACAGUAGAAAAAGGAUUCGAAUUAUAUCAGCGAUUACGAUCCAUCCUAGGUGAUUCUAUCACUAUCGAGGAUUAUGAUCAAAUUAUCUCCCACUUCUUAGCCUCGGGUCAAACGGAAUAUGCAUUUUAUAUAUUCGUGGAGAUGAUGACAUCCAAUACCAUUGACCUACGCGGGGCCUAUCGAGUGCCUCCGAGUGUUGCUAAUCCCUUCUUCUACAGCAAAUGGCUGAAGCGGUUAAUAGGGGCUGGUGAUCUGCAAGGCGCUUAUAACGUCUUACUUCAUAUGAAGUCUAAGGGCAUCAUGCCUCAAGCUAUUGUUGUCAAUGGUCUAAUUGGUGCAUGGCUGAGAUCACAUACAGCUGAAAACAUAGAAAAAGCCGAAGCAGUCGCUUGGUCUAUGAUCAAUGCCCGGAUGCAAUUCAUAAGCAUAAGGAAGGACAUGAAGAGCCUCGCUGCUUUCGUUAGGCUACGGCAGUAUGGGGAAGGCUGGCCUAGAGCAAAUCUAGAAACAUUUUCGCUACUCGCAGAGAAUUAUAAGGAACGUGGAAUACAUCAUAAGAUGGAGGAACUUUGGACAGCGUUUAGGAUAGCAGAAAUUGCGCCUAAUUCGUUUAUACUAAACCAACUGCUAUUCUCUUACCUUCAAGAUGGACAGGGGAAGCAAGUCGCGGCCAUCUCUCGCGACCUAACGAACCAAUACCAAGUUGCACCAGACUCGUGGACAUUUUUGGCCCUUUGGCAGGCCCUGCCAGUGAACCGUCUUGUUCAGGUACCAUUGGGGCAGUUCGUUGAAGAAAUAUCAAAGACUCGGUCCUUGUUUGCCGAUAUGGUCAGAUCAGCUCAUAUUUUCGCCGAAGGUAGUAUCGACACCCAGCUCGCAAGGUACAUUCUGCAUUCGUUCCGCAAAUUAGACGACAGACAUGGCCUGCUAUUGGCAUAUCGAGCGUUACGACAGAUAUUUAAAUUUGCGCCUCCAGAAUUCAUCGUACUCGAGAUGCACGUAGGAGCCAUGGAUCUGGAAAAGAUAAGAAAGGGUAGAGGUGGCCUUCGACUGAUGCACGCUGGGAAACAGAUGGAAAGCUAUCUAAGACAGAGAUACCAGGCACUCCUCGCAUCUGGACAGCUUCAGACAGGCGAUCAUCUACCAGAAGAAACAAAAAAGGAGGAAUUGGGCGAUUUUCUCGAGGCGUUUUUGCAGAACCAAAUCCCGAGGAAUGAAAAUACCGAGAAGUUCCUCGAACGGGCGGCCAUGGAAAUGGGCUUGCAUGGCGAGGUUCCAAGCUUUGAGAAAUCACCUAAGACAUAACGUCGUAUAUAUCAAAUACAUUUCCAGGACCUGGUUAUCCAGUAUCUGAUGAAAA